UGGUGUUUAAUGUGGGUGUGCAACGUUCCCUCGGAUUUUAAGGACUUCGCGAUCGACCUGGAACACCUUUCCCCGCGACGGUAGCGGCAUAGCAACGACGAUCGAACGAAGCGGAGCUGCAGCCGUCUUCGUGCAUCAACAGGUGUAUCCCGGAUGGCGGGGACGUCGGUUACACGAUGACGGAGUUGCAACCGUCGCCGCCAGGAUAUCGCGUUCAGGAUGAGGCCCCAGGCCCACCUUCCUGUCCCCCGGGGUCCUACAAAUACGCAAGCCACAGCCACGGGAGCGAGGCUACCAAUUUCAAGAGUGCCACGUCGUAUUCUCAGGAAAGCUAUGGCCUUAAGCAGAGUCCACCUCGAACGGUGGCUCCUAACGAAUAUUACCGUCGCAGAAACGACGGACGGAGAUCCAGCACGGAAAACGAUCACGAGGGUGGCAACGGCGGCAAGAAGACCACCGCGGUUACCAGUUACAACGACGGUCACAAGAAGAAUACUCCGGGCUAUAAGAACGACUGCGGAUACAGCGAGAACCUCGGAUUCAACAGCUUCACGCUCCCUCUUAAUGAGAGAGACGAAGCUUCGCCACCACCGACGCCGCCAGUUAGGGAUGCCUCCAGCCUCAAGGGCGUGUGUUACGGCCCGGGACACGAGAAGUAUCCUUCGUGGCCGAGCGCGCCCGAACGACACUCCGACGAGGAGAUCCACAGCUCGGGACACAGCGGUUCUCACCGCUCCAAGUCCUGGACCGAUCACACCAACUAUCCGAAGGAGAAGCCGGCCCAGUACACCAGACCACACACGAAGAGGCCCAAUCCCGCGUUCACGCAGCAGUUGAAGACGGUAAUGGAGCGUUGCGAAAAGAUCCCAGCCGAGACUUACGAGUCACGCAACAGAAGUAACGUUGAAGAAGAGCCGAGGUUGUGGCCGCGCGUGGAUCGCGAAGGUAAAGCUUUGGGAGAUGCGGAAUACGUAGUUCCAUCGCCACCGGAACGGGAACAGCAAUCUCAGACACUGAAUCACGUUGAUUUGGAGGCUUAUGUAAGAGGCUACCAGGACCCUCAGGUGUCUCAGGUGGACCUCUAUCGCGAAACUACCUUAACGCAAGCGGGUCUUGAAGAAUAUACGAGGGUGCAACAUUCUCAACAAGCCAGCUACGCGCAAUCCGAGGGAUACCACAGUUACGUAUCUAGCGUAGAUUCUACGACAAAUACGCCGUUUCUCGAUAGAUUGAGAAGAGAUAGCGAGGCGGUAGCACAAAGACCCGCGGCGUCUUGGGAAGAUACAUCCCGAGAGGGCAGAGACAGCGUAGUAACUACAUCUAGUGGUAGCGCCUCUAGUAGCGAGACUUUAAAGUGGCAUGGCUCCAUGUCGGACGUCAGCGUAUCAAGUGGUAUGCCUCCUCGCCAAGGGACAUCAGAUCGAUGGCAUGGAUCCAUGUCGGAUGUUAGUAGCGUAAACGGAGGAAUUUUAAAAUCUAACAACGGUUGUCACGAGAAGUGGCAGAGUUCCAUGAGCGACGUCAGUACAAGUGGGAUAGGCCCGCCGGCGAAAGGAAGGCACAGUCUUGACAAAUGGCAGUCUUCGAUGAAUGAUCGAAACAAGCAAGGACAAGGUAGACCUAGUUUGCCAGCGGUAAUCAGCCAUUGUACGUCGUCUGCCUCGAUUAGUGACAUUUGCCAAACAUCGGCGAUUCGAGAAAGCAAAUGGCAAGAAUCCAACAUCGAUGAGGAUUCGCUAAAUGACAGACAACAAACGAAUCAGUGGGACAAUUCAAGUAGACUUGAGAACGACAAAUAUACUCAACCUAUGCCACAAAGUCCUACGCGUCAGCAAGGAGCGGCUAGUCCGCAAAGUACUGAAAAUUGGAAUCCUAUACAUGGGUCGAUGUCCGACGUAAGUCAAAGUAAUGGAAUUCAAUGCAGCAAGCAACUGAUCGCUCACAGCGCGAGAGUGCAGACUCCUCAACGGCAUCAUUCGGAAAGCGUGUUGUAUUUGGAUCGUGAACGCAGUAAACGAAAACUUUAUCCUGUCAGUACAACACAACUGCAAGAAUCCACGCAAUCUUCAAGAAUGACUUUAAGUUCACCGUCGCAACCACAACUUUCGGUAGCUGAACGUAUAAAUGAAUUGGAAAAACAGCAACAGCAGCAACAAAUGCGUUACACUUAUUUGGAUCCCGAGAAACGUCAUAGAGUGUCUGACCCUACUCUGAAAGCUAUCCAAAAGAAAGCGUUAUUGUCUUAUUACGAAAGACAUCAUCAAGCAUCUUGGCGAUCGGAACCUCAACUAGCGCAAGGUUCUGUGCCAACUUCUCAAAGCCCUCAGAGCCCUCAGAGUCCUCAGAGUCCACCGCCGCAGCCUCCUCCACGACCGAGACCAUCUUCAUCUCGAAGAGCUAGUUCAGCAUCAGAUUAUGCUAGUGGUACAUGGAGGGAAAAUAUUAACAGAAGUCAGAAUCAAGGAAACGGCGAUUUACCAAGUCCUAAGCAUCAGCACAGCAAUAGUUGUAGUAGUCUCUCCACGGAUUUAUUGGGACCCGUGAUCGUUGGAUCAGCCAUAUCGAUAGACGAUUGGGUACCCGAGAGACCACCUAAAAAGCCACACCUGAGAAACGUUUACAACGAACGCAUGCCCAGUCCUGACUUGCCACCGCCGUCACCACCGACGGUCACGGAGAGCGAGGUCCACGAUUGCGACGAUCCAUUACCGCCCCCACCUGAGCUCAGCGACGACUGUUUCACGGAGACUCAACGUAAAUCUAACAACGUUCACCACCAGAUGGAGGAAACGGCAAAGAUCAGUCGUGAAAGGUCAUGCGAACGACACAAGUCGGAAAGGCAUUCCAUGAAAAGAUCGAAACACAGCGGUAAGAGAGAUCACGAUAAGUCGACCGGCAAAUCCUCGCCAAAUUCAACAAAAAUAGACGCCCAAGAACAGGAACAGCACCAAUUUGUGAGAUCCGCCACAGCGUUGAAACAUGUGGAUUCCGAAAUGGUGCUGGAGAACGGUGUGUCGGCCGGUUUCGCGACGCACAGGAUGGUCGCCACGGGACGUUCCAGUUUGAGAUAUCCUUCUACACAGAAGCUUAUGGUGAACGGAAGGAUAGCGCCGACGAGGAGAAUAUCCGAGGAGAGAUCUUUUUCAAUCAGACCUCCGGCGCAACUGCCUGAUCUCAUAUCGCAAAGAUACAGUGAUUCCGGGAAUCAGAGACCCGCCCCGCAAGUUCCGGUGGAGCCGAGGAUUAUUCGACAGGAAUCGAUGCGAGUCGACGGCACGCGCGUCGACGCGUCCGGUUUGUUGAGAAAUGAUUCCGGCCAGAGAUUGGAAUCUUCUUCAGGUCAGAGACCGCAACCUCAAGUGCCUAAAAACACAGAUAAAAAUGCUACAAAUCGAUCCGCAAGACCGAAUUAUCUGCCGGUGACGGACAUUGCGAAGAGUCCUUCCAAAUAUCUGAAGAGCGGAAAUCACAGCUUCUCCAUCGGUAGCCCGGUGAAAACGGGAUACGAAGCCAGCUCGAAGCUAUUCCCAUCGGAAUCAAGCCCGCAGAAGUAUCACGAGCCCCCGAAAUACGUUCCUAAUCACCAUCAACGUUCUAGCGACGUGACGCAAAGGACCACGCACGCUUACUACGCGCUAUCACCGAAGUACGUUGAUGUACCUAAACAAAAAUCUCAAUGUCUGACGGAGAGAUACAGCACGGAUUCUCCUAGUUCUCCUCCACCGCCUUUAGCACCGCGGCAGAAUACGUCCGGUAGAAAGUCCUUGCCGCCUCCACCGAGACCCGCACCUCCACACUCCCAUCAAGGAAGCCAGUCUAAAGCUUCCUACUUGGCUUACAGACGAGAGCGUGGUGCUCCUGAUAGCGAAGGCAGCUACAAGAGAACUAUGUCACCAACCUCACGGAUGGACGACUGGCCACCUCCUAGGGAUCACGACGAUCCUGUACUUUUACGUGUUACACCGAAUCAUCAAUUACAACAACAUCACCAUCAUCACAACAAUCAUCAUCAACAACAUUCUGAUUUCUCCAAAUCGCACAGCGUGGACGCUCUUCAUCAUCGAUUGGAGGACAGGUGUUCUCAACAGCAGCAACAUUCGGCAGAGGUGGUCAGUAAACUCUCGCACGAUCUCAGCAAAAAGCUUCAGGCCAGCGACGUGAGAUCUCGCACUAAUGAAAACAACAACAACGACACCGAGGACCGACAUCAACAUCAUCAUCAUCAUUAUCAAGAAAAGAGGCAUCCGGAAAAAAGACACGACUACGAGCAACGCAGAGAAAGACUAUCGCCGCAGAGCGUGGAGGUUCUUAAUGACAGGAACAGGCAGCUAGAGCGGGAACGUCGGAAGUUGGCAGCGAGCUGCGAGCCCCUAUCUCAAAAUAGAGAGAAGCAGCUACGAGAAAUUAAUGGCCCGCUCCCAAUCACCAGCGAUGACUUUUUCCGCGAGAGAAGCGCCACGAUCGAGAUGACUUCGCAGAAUAUUGAAUUACUAAAUCGCCGUAAUGAAAAAAAAAUGAGUGGUGUAUCAACGUCAAAUAACACAUUAUCCACGUACUCUAUCAGUACCACAACAUCGUCAGUGGCCUCGAAUUAUGACAACGGCUGGUCUAGAAAACACGAAACGCAGAGCUCGAUAGAAGCUACUAUCUUUUCCGAUAGGCCACCACCACCGACAAGUUCACCACCGAGAUCACCGAAUAUUAUCGAGACUGCAAGUCCACGAGGAGCUGUUCCGAGACGAUCUGGAAGUUGUUCGAGUACUUCUUCCUCAGGAAAGUCGAUAGAUGUUCGUGUCUCGCCUCGAGCUUUGCUAUCCAGAUCGCCUCCCAAGAAUUCUUUCGAUUCUCUCACGCGGAACGAAGCCCGAAUAGAAUACGCCUCUAACAGAAAAGUUUCCAGUCCGACUCAAACGGAUAACACAGGUUCCUGGAACAGAUCCAACUCGCCGAGCCAGCUGAGUCAAAUGAGUGAUACGGAUUCGCGUGUCGAAAGACUUUCCGCGUCUUCGAAAUUCAGAUCUGGCGGCAGAUCAUCCACGUCUUCGAUCUCAAGCGUUUCCAAAGCGUCCUCUUCUUCCUCCCCGAGGAAUUCGCCGGUUGAGGAGGACAAGUUGUCGCCGAGGUCGUCGCUUUGCGUGUCACCUCAACCGGGCAUAGAAGGAUUGACGUUAGUACAACGUACCGAGAUCGUGCUCCGGGUGAACGCGGCUACCAGCGAUGCCGCCUCGCAAACGGACAUCUUGGAAGAUACGGAGCAAGAUUGCGUCAGCAAGAUUCAGCGGCCGCUUCCGGAAUCUAGGAAGAAAUUACCGGAGGAGAUCGAGUGCGAGGAGCUCAGCAAGGAUUUAGCCAGUCAACUCAAUCCCAACGACAAACUGGUGCCCAUACUCGUUCCAGCGCCGGAGCACAAGAAACCCACCGACUACGUUUCCGGUCUGUUCAGGGUGGAGGCGACCUUGCAGCCACGAACAAGGCAACGGCUCUCCCUGGAAGAGUCAACGGCCUCCUGCAGCGAAGAUGCGGACAUGGACGAUAAAAAGUGAGUUUUUCUUAUUCUCAUUUCUUCCUGCUCCUUUUCUUUUCGGCUGAGGUUUACUUAAUUAAGGCUUAUUUAUCAGGCAGCUCACGCCGCUCCGAUAUCACGCACGUUGUCUUCAUCCAGCCGUGCGUCCGUAAGGGUCAGCAAGAUUGUUGUUACGGACGAGGCAGAUAGGACAGAGUAAAUAUAGACCAAACGCGAUAAUUGAUAGUUUUCACGUGCUCGCGAGCAUUGGAUUACGUGCUAUUAAUCAACUCGAAUGCCAUGGCAUACGAAGGCGUUCAUUACAAGUGCAAAUUCGCGAUUCUCUUUACUCGACUUAAUUGGUCGACGUCUAGGAAGCACCAUAUAAUCUUAAUAAACAAGAGUAGAAGCUUCAUUUGCUCAUUUUUGCAACUGUCAUUUGAGUUUCUUUAAUCCCGCAUUCGCACUCUGUGUGGGCCGCCACUGCAAGUAAAAUAAAUCUGCGGAUCUUUUUAGAAGAAACGCCAGAUGUAUCUGUUCUUCGCAUAAUAUUUCGUGCGAAAAGAAGACGGCACGCGUCUAAAGAUAUCUCGUUUAACCAGACGCAUGUAGGGAUUCUUUAUUAUCCGAUGACGUUCGCGUGGGCGUAGACGGCAAAAUUCUUGACAGUCGUUAAUGAACUUUCAUUGCUGUCUGGUUUUAAUUGUUGUUUUUCAACGAUGAUAAACGUCGGAGUUUAACAAACCGACAGCAGCAGCAGAUGGGAAUGUCUUGUACAAACAUACAAGUGCAGAUGGUUCUUUUCUUUUCUUCGUGUAAUCUUAUCCCUUUCAUUCUUGCUUCCGCUUUUUAUUCUUUGUUGAUUCCAGAUAUAUCUUACGCACGAAUUAUCAUAUCGCAAAAA
This is a messenger RNA of Pogonomyrmex barbatus (red harvester ant), 6407 nucleotides long. RefSeq names its product shroom (gene Shrm). The record is from RefSeq and is a predicted model, not a curated record. Gene Ontology annotation, cellular component: apical junction complex; cortical actin cytoskeleton; adherens junction. Gene Ontology annotation, biological process: cell morphogenesis; actin filament organization. Gene Ontology annotation, molecular function: actin filament binding. NCBI's taxonomy places the organism in Eukaryota, Metazoa, Arthropoda, Insecta, Hymenoptera, Formicidae.